Molecule: messenger RNA, 3603 nt
Organism: Bombus terrestris (buff-tailed bumblebee)
Lineage: Eukaryota; Metazoa; Arthropoda; Insecta; Hymenoptera; Apidae
Source: RefSeq, a predicted model, not a curated record
CAUCACAGAUAGGGUUGGUAAACCUGAGUAUGAGCAAAAACCACAUGGAAAAGGUACUGAUGAUCAGUGGGAAGAGGUGAAAGUAUUAAGAGACAGAGAAGAACGACAGAUGAGAAGCGCCACAAAACGGAGAUGCGGACGUUUUAGAAAACAUUCGGCAUGGAUCGAGCUCCAUGUUCGCCCGUGAAAGUGAUGCGGUAUAUCCGCGAUUAGGGGAUACAAAUCUCGUGUCUAGUGGGAGGACGUUGAAUAGUUUGUAUGCGUUAGUUUGUGAGUCAGUAUUUGGAACCGGUCGUUUCGAGAGUGGCAAGGUUAGUUUAAGGGUGUGUAAUCUCUCGGCGUGUCAGAAAGUAGCGUGGCGAAACGAUUUUUGGUUUGGUCUCGGUGCACGAGGAAAUCUUGGUAAAAACCGAUCGCGACAACACGAAGUAAUACAAUUUAAUCGAAAGAAGAUAUCGGAAAGAACGACGGAGAAGAGAAUACUAAUAACAAAGGCAAAAAUAAUAACGUUAAAAGUGGUGGCGAAGGCGGCGACAACGACAACGACAGUGACGGCGACGACAGCGGUGGCGCAAGGUGUGAGGACGAGGUGAAUGCACGGCGGCCGCGGUGUGUGCCAGUGGUGUGCGCGCUCGUCGCUCGUGGAAACCCGCCAAAACCCGCGGCCGCGAACAACCACCAGCAAGAGCAGCAACAAUAGCAAUAACAACAGCAGUAGAAGGAAAAGGAGAAGGAGGAGGAGGAGAAGGAGAAGGUGGAACAGCAUUAGCAGUAGUAGUAGUAGUAGUAGUGGUAGCAGCAGCAGCAGCAGGAGCAGAAGCAGCGGUAACGCGCGACGUUGUGCUGUUUUGACAACUUUCCGCCGCGUCGGGGCGUCGCGCCGUUUCUCUCGCGGCGGCGGCGGCAACAGCAGCAGAGACAACAACAACGGAUCAACUCGUUUUAAGAAGGUCGUUCGUGACGGCGGUUACAGUUGCGACUGCUGACCCCUCAGCCUAUACGACGACGACGGCGGUGGCGACGACGACGGUGGUGGCGCUGCGUUGUUAUUAUUUUGCCGCGGUGCUUUUGACCCUACAAACCGGGCGAGUUCAUUGCAGCGCUUUCGCGGGGGUGUCAGCCAGUUUUAUUACUCCGGCCUUCUCCGUCCGCAGCAGCAGCGCCGACGGCGCCAGAACCAUACCACGACGUGGUAUAUGCAGCAUGUCUACUAGUGUAUGUACUUGAUCACACCAAUAAUCCAGGCACGUUGAACCGCCUAUUCAUAGGGCGAGAAGUUGCCGACAACUUCUGAACAUUGACUUAGUGCGAUAUCUUGACCGAGUCAACUGAAAAGAACUACAGUGACGUUGCGACUGAUUGUGAGAAAGGACGCGACGAACCACGUGAUAUACCUGUCGUCGGGCCGCGUCAUGCAAAGCAUGCUCGACUCCCUGAUGGCCAUAACCUGAAUUGAGCCGAUUUGACCCGAUUAAACCCGAUUCAACGUAGUCGCAGUUGAACGAACAAGCAAACGAACGAAUGAAAGAAAACAAACGGUAGCCAUUGACUUUUUUCGUCUUUCCUCGUGCUUGCGCUCUCGUUAUUCUCUCUGCUGUUUUUUCCUUGUGAUAAAGAACACGCUACCGCUUUUUGCGAUUAACAUGAGGAUGUUCGCUUGUGAGUAACAAGUGUAUUAUGCUUUGAUGGUAUUAUUCGUCUAGUGUGAAAACAAAGUAAAGAUUUAAUCACAGGAAAAAGAUCAGUCAGUCUGCUUCUAACAGGUGACUAGUUGAACAAAUGGACGGAUUGAUCGCGAUACGUAUACUGUUUCUCGUUCGUUUAGUGUUCUCUCAUAACGGUGUUAACUUGAAAUAAUCAUGCUAUGGAGCACUGUGCACUUAGUGUCAUUGAUACAGUGUCGGUAUAGUGUCAACCGUUACGUGUAAUUGUCUGAAGGUGGUGGCGUGGGAGUCCGACAUUUUAACCGCUCGUAUUCACGAAAAGAUACAAGUGUCCACGUGUGAAAUACGGUCGCCACUCAGGCCCGUGAGAAUCACAAGUCGAGCUUAUCAACAAGAUUUUUUAGUGUCUUCUCUGAUAAGAAACUUACUAUGCGUGUGGUUAAUAUUUGAUUUCAUGGUCACGAUCUAUUUAUUUUUCCAUUUUCGUGACCACACCGUUCAUUACCAAAGAAAAAGGUGUCAAGCACGUUUCUUACGUCGCACAGUGGGUUAUUUGCUCGAUCUAGUUGGACAAAAAUCAGUUUCAUUAAACUCAUUACAGGACCAUCUUGGGUUAAAACAAUGACUCGAAGAGAUAUAUAUCAAAGAGAAAUAUAUCAAAACAUAUUUCAUAUAAUGCAACAAAAAUAACAUUGUAAUAUUAAUGAAAAAUUAAAAUUUGUCAAAAAUUACAUUAUGAGUCAUGAAGAAUACUUGGAGGAUUAGACCAAGAAAAUUAAAAAUAAAUUUCCAUAUAUAAAGUCCGAAAUAAAACAUACAUUUUGUACAUAUAUCUUUGUUAUAUUUAAUUGUAUGUACAUAUUAUUAUAUUUAUCGAUAAUAACAAUUAAACCAUUAAAAACACAUUCUAAUGAUUUUUUAUCUUUAAAUUGUUUUAAUUUUACCACAAAUAAGUCAGUAAUCAUGUUGUCGAUCAAGCAAAUAACAGAAGUAAUUUUGACCAGCUAAAUUGGAAAAACAUCCCACUGUGUCAAUUUAACAAUUUUAAGAAAGAGUAAAUGAUGGAAAUUAUGUAAUUUUGUUUAAUAGCAGAAGAAAGGAAAUUAUAAUUUUUAGAAAUCAGUGUGUCUAUUGACAAGUUAACAGCAUCGUUGAAAAAUAUCUGUGCUUUGUAGUGAAGUGUUGGAUGGUAUUUUAUCAAGUGUCUAACAAUGAAAAAUACCUGACAUCAACAUCACAAAGAUCAUGGAAGUUGAUAGUGAAAUUGAAUGAGAAUUCGUUUCGUCGAAAAGUGGAAUUUACAGCGUAAGACGACAAGUGAACUGAUAGCAGCAAAAAAGAAGAAAAUAAAGAACUGAACGUAUCGUUGUUGAAAAUUGAUAAAAUUAGUUAAAAGGACAGAAAGGGGUUUAGGAACAAAAAGGAUUAUACGAGGGGAGAGUAUCGGAAAGCGAGUGUACACAUUCGUGGAUUGCGUAAUAAAAAGGGAGAGAGAGAGAGUGAAAAAGAAAAAAACUCAGUGUGUUUGUAAAUAAGAGUUAUUUUUCGUAUGAGGGAAAAGGAGCUACAUCGACGUCGAAACGAGGAGAAACGAGUGAGAAGACGUUUAAAAGUCCUUGAACGAAAGAAGGUUCGGAGGACUUUCUCUCUCUCUCUCUCUCUCUCUCUCUUAGAAGGAUAUACGAAGGUGAUAAAACACUGGUAACAGAGGAUAAGAAAGAGGUGAAUGAAGGAGAAAGAAAUACAGUGUCACAAUUAUUAUCGAGCCUUUUUUCUAUAGCCUUCAUUCAAAAUCAAUCGUGUUUCUUCCACUUCUAGAAGAAUAUUAUUCGCGAAGAGUGACUAGUUUAGAUUUGAAAAGACUGAAAAAAUUUUCACGGGAAGCAAGAGAGAGAGAGAGAGAGAGAGAAAGAGAGAGUGAGCGUAUAAACGGAAGUAA